AAGAAAACGAGCGCAGUGAAGAACGAAUUUCUGGCAUUUGUGUGUUCCAUUCGAGUUUCUUUAGUGCUCACAAGUGAUAAAUGUACGUGAACAACGAUUGUCAUAUAUGGUAUUAGAAAAUUGCAAACGAAAUUAUUAGUUUUUAUUAUUUUUUUAAAUAAAUAUGAAAAAUAUGAACAGUGAAUUGCGAAAAAAUUGCAUUUGGUAAAAGUAAUAUCCCUUCACCCGUUUUUUUUGUGUGCAUUCAUUACUUGACUUGGAGUGGGGUGCGGUUCACCGAUAGGAGAGAAAAUAGCAUUAGAUCAAUCUGUGUAUUGUUAUUUUUGUGCACCGAGCAAUACCAAACAAAAAAUAUAUAUCAAAUAUUCAGCGAGAGUAUUUGUUUUUUCCGUGAUUCAAUUGACCAAAUCAAUAUUUACUUAUUGAUGCAUUGUUACUACAGCUACAAACAUUGAAUCGAAUCGCGAUUACAUCAAUGAAAGUUAAUAAAGAAAAUUGCAUAAAAUUUUCUAGAUGAGGCGCCAACUGCAGCAGGUUACUAUAGAAAUCACUUGUCAUGCUUUAUUAAACAUAAGACAUUUCAUUUUAAAAUUGUAAAAAUUGAAAUUCGUGCAUUUCCAUUCACACUCAACGUAUUGAAACCAAUAAGGAAAAAAGUGAUAUAAUAUUUUUAAUUGUGGAGUUGCUCAUAUGAAAAUGCAUUAUUGAUCAAAUAUUGUGACGAUUUUUUUGUAUACAAUUGUGAUUAGAAAGAAAUUACAACUUUGAUAUAAAAAAAGAAAGAAGAAAGAGUUUUUUUAAGUGCGGUCGAUUCCGUAAUGGAAACCGAUAACAAUACAAACACCACAGUAAUGACAAUAAACAUACACACUAAAUAGCCUAAUUAAGGGCCCACAUAAAUAUUAUACGACACAUAGUUGUUUUUUUUUCUUCGUUCAACCAUUCUUUCGAAAAGCAAACAACCUCAAAUAAUGUCUCGUUUAGCUGAUUACUUUGUGAUAGUCGGAUAUGAUCAUGAAAAAGAACGAUCGGGCAAACGAAGUGGGAAGAUUUUACAACGAUUUCCAGAAAAAGAUUGGCCCGAUACGCCAUUCAUCGAAGGCAUCGAAUGGUUUUGUCAACCGCUUGGAUGGGCCUUAUCAAAUGAACGAUUGGAACCACAGUUUUUUGUUUCGGUUUUAACCGAUAUCGAUGCUAAUCGACACUAUUGCGCUUGCCUGUGUUUCAAUGAAACCGUUGCCAUUACACCAAAUAAGCCGAUUGACGAAGAAGAAGAGGAUAGCUUCUCACCGAGACAAACUCUGCUCAAUCCAGCCGCAGCUGUUGCAGCGGCUGGUGGGGCAGUUGUUAAUAAUUUUUCAUCGACCACAUUGAUUCAAGAGGCAAAUGCUAAACAAACAUCAAACAUUACACAUCAUAGUAUCAUGUAUGCUCCGAAGUGCUUGGUUCUCGUAUCACGAUUGGACUAUACCGAAACAAUUCGGAAUUGCCUGGGAACAAUUUAUACGGUAUUCAUUGAAUGUCUACCGUAUCAACUUGAAACAUUGAUUGGAAAUAUUCUGGGAUGCAUUCAGAUCCCACCACCGGGUGGUCCACAAGUGCGUUUCUCCAUUGGAGCCAGCGAUAAGCAAGCAUUACAACCUCCAUUGUCACCGACAUUACCAGUUACUGGAACAUGUGUUAGCAUGCUGUUUCAACAGUUGGGCAUCAAAAAUGUCAUGCUAUUAUUUUGCGCCGUUAUGACCGAACACAAAAUUUUAUUUCAUUCCAAAAGUUUUUCGCGUUUAACCGAAAGUUGUCGCGCAUUAACCGCACUCAUGUAUCCAUUCCGUUAUACUCAUGUUUACAUCCCAAUUUUACCGGCACCGCUGUACGAAGUCUUGUCCACACCAACUCCAUUCAUAAUGGGUGUUCAUAGUUCGUUGCAGUCAGAGAUUUCUGAUUUAAUGGAUGUUAUUGUGGCCGACAUUGAUGGUGGUUCAAUAAGAAUUCCCGAAUCGUUAGUGCCACCAGUUUCAGUACUGCCGGAUGCAAUUUGGGAAAGUACAAAUGCGUCAUUGACAAUGGUAUUGCAACCUCAACUCAAUUCAGCUGAUUUGGCGUUCCCGUUGCCGGCACCAACGAUCGAUCAAAAUCUUGCGAUGCAAGACAAAGAGAUACGUGCCGUAUUUAUGCGUACAUUUGCUCAACUUCUUCAAGGAUAUCGAUCAUGUUUAACAUUGAUACGCAUUCAUCCAAAACCAGUGAUUACCUUUCAUAAAGCUGGUUUUCUUGGUGCAAGAGAUUUAGUCAAUUGCGAUUUUCUAUCGCGCGUUUUAGAUAGUAUGUUUUUCACGAGUUUUAUAACCGAACGUGGUCCACCGUGGCGUGCAUGCGAUGCGUGGGAUGAAUUGUACAGUUCCGUUACCGAUUUGACGAGAACUGAAUUACAAAAUCCAAAAUUGGUAUUGACUCAUAUACAAGAAUUAGCACAGAUUCUAUACUCAAAUGAAAAUUCAUCGUCUCAAAAUUACAUGCAAAAAGUGUUGCGUCCACCGGAAGGAUCAUAUUCACGCAUUCAUCAACCGAUAUUGAAUCCGUUGAAUGGUAAUUUGGUGCAACAGAUUAUCAAUGAUGGUUUGGCCAAAAAUAAUACCAUCGAACCGAGAAACUUUCAAUCACUGGCACGUUCUUCACCAAGAAUCGUACCAAUGGGACCACAUUUACAAAGUAUUUCAGAUGGAAGGCCGGUUGUCAAUAACACCGCUCGCCGUUUGGAGGUGUUGAAAACAUGUGUUAAUUGCAUUUUUGAAAAUAAAAUCGCCGAUGCUCGCAAAAGUUUUCCGGCUGUUAUGCGAACAUUAAAGCAACGCGAUGCUCGCUUGACAUUGUGCCGCGAAUUGGCACGAACCGUUCAAGGAAACAAAGCAAUGUUGGACCAUCAACAGUUCGAUUUAGUUAUCAAAUUAAUGAAUCGAGCAUUACAAGACGAUUCCUUAAUGGAUGAAUACGGUGUUGCUGCUUCUUUAUUGCCACUAUCGACUGCAUUUUGUCGAAAAUUGUGCACUGGUGUUAUUCAAUUUGCAUACACCUGCAUUCAGGAUCAUCCGGUUUGGAAGAGUCAACAGUUUUGGGAGAGCGCAUUCUAUCAGGAUGUUCAAACACAAAUCAAAGCACUUUAUUUGCCACGUGCAAAUAAUGCAACGUCUUCCUCAAUCAUUGAAAAUAAUUAUUCAUAUACACGAACACGUCUCAGCCCAUCAAAUUCAAGGGACUUGAAAGAAUAUCGUGCAUCAAUUUUAUCGCGUGUGCAAGAACCAUCUGCCUUGGAAAUAGCAGCUGAACAAAUGAGACUUUCGCCAGCAAUGGAUCCGGCCAAAUUGAAUGAAUUCAUAAGUUCGGAAGAGUCAACACUGUAUAGCCAAGCAAUUCAUUAUGCAAAUCGAAUGGUUGCCCUAAUGAUUCCAACCGAUAUUAGUUCCGGUAAAGUACAAAAGGUCGAUCAUCAUUUGGAGGAUGAUACAAGUGUUUCAACUAGUAUUGUUGAGUCGAGAAGUGCACGUAGUGAUGAAGGCGAUGAAGGCUUUGAAGAAAGUGAUCCAUUUGAGACGGGCAACAUUGUUACAAAAAUGGUGAGCCGAUUCAUUGAUCGCGUUUGUACCGAAGGCGGUGUAACAGCUGAACAUGUACGAAAUUUGCAUGUUAUGGUGCCGGGCGUUGUUCAUAUGCACAUCGAAACAUUAGAGGCUAUACACCGAGAAUCAAAAAGAAUUCCAUCCGUGAAAAAACCAACGAUACAAGCUCCUCUUUUGCUAUCGGGAGAAGAAAUUCUUGGUGACGCGAUGCGUGUUUAUCUAUUGCCAGAUGGACGAGAAGAAAAUGGUUCCGUAAUGACAUCACUUUUACCCGCCGAAGGUGCUCUAUUUUUAACAAAUUACAGAAUUGUGUUCCGAGGAUCACCGUGUGAUAUGCUGUCUUGUGAACAGAGUGUAGUUCGAUCAUUUCCUGUGUCAUGUUUGACCAAAGAGAAACGUUUGACACGUUUAUACUUGCCGCACUUGGAUCAGGAGUUACCAGAAGGCUUACAGUUGCGUUCAUGCACAUUUCAAUUGAUUAAGGUUGCAUUUGAUGAAGAAAUUGCAGCUGAAAGUAUUGAAGCGUUUCGAAAAUUAUUGAAUCGUGCACGGCAUCCACCUCAUGAAUUUGGACAUUUUGCAUUCGCAUCUCACGGCAUUAUUCCCACCACACCAUUGCACAAAGUCAAAGAAAAGAAUGCAACGUUGAAAGGUUUCGCAAAGAAAACACUCAUUCGGACUGCAAAACGGGCUGGUUUCAAGCAAAAAGGUGUUACACGGCGGAAAUAUGUUUUGCCUGGCGUUGAUUUUGACGAUGCAUCACCGACAAAUGAACACGGUGGCAAUAGUUUGACCAACAGCAAUUCAGAGCAUCAUUUACACAAUAUCAACGACGACGAUGAUUCAGACGAUGCCGUUGAUACGAUGCCACGUGUUACAGUUAAAGAUAUUGAACGUUUGAAAGAACGAAGUUAUGUGAGGGAUUGGAAACGACUCGGGUUUAGCGAACCUCAUUCAAAUUAUCGCAUCUCUUCUGUCAAUUGUAAUUAUAGUUUGUGUCGAUCAUAUCCAGCAAUAAUUGUAUCUCCGCAUGGCAUAUCGGACGAUUCAUUAAGAUGCUUAUCACGAUGCUAUAAAAAUCAUCGAAUUCCAGUUCCAACUUGGCGACAUCAAAAGAAUGGUGCAAUACUAUUGCGUGGUGCACUACCACAUCCGAAAGGCGUGAUUGGUAUGUUCAAAGCUCAUCCGGCUGGUUCAACAAAUAUUACAACCGAUUCAACGGGUUUCCAAGAACAAGAUCGAUUUUUCAUUCAAAUCAUCGAAACAAUGCCAAAUUCAGUGGCAAUCCGGCAUCCAUUGGAUUUAUUCGAUUCAAAUCUAUCGAUAAAUUCUCUGAUGUGGGCGGCUGAAGAUGUAAAUUACUAUCAACAUAAUCAAUUGUCUGUGAAACAAGAACGAACGCCAGAUUCGAGUCGGCGAUUCUCACAAGGUGCUUUUCACACGGUGCGAUCAUUUUCAAAUUUUGGCAACCGAUCGGGUCAAUCAAAUGCAACUAAAACACCAAAUAAAUGGGGUUCAUUGAAAGCAGGAGCUGGUCUAGCGGCGCAAUCCCAUUCAAAUUCACAACGUGAUCAUCUUAAUGAGAAAAAUCAUUCGCAUUCAUAUUCGUUUCAUCGUGUGCCGAUGUAUAUUUUGGGUGAAAAAUCACAAUCAAAAUCGGCACGUCUAUCCGAAUUAAAUACCGAAUUCAUACCCGUCGAUUAUAUAGAUGUUCGACAAUCACGUCUUGCAUUUAAAAAACUAAUGCGAGCUUGCUUACCGUCAACGGAAACUAAUGAACCAGAUCUAACAUUUGCUAAACUAUUGGAACAGUCCGAAUGGUUGCAACAAAUUCGCAAUUUACUGCAAUUAUCUGGUGCUGUUGUGGAUCUAAUCGAUUUACAGGGAUCAAGUGUGACGCUUGCGCUCGAAGAUGGUUGGGAUGUAACCGCAUGCAUUACAUCUUUAGCACAAAUAUGUUUAGAUCCAUACUAUCGUACCAUCGAUGGUUUUCGAGUACUAAUCGAAAAGGAAUGGCUUGCAUUUGGUCACCGAUUUGCACAUCGUUCAAAUUUAAAAGCGAGCAGUAGUUCUGGUUCACAAUUUGCUCCAGUUUUUCUACAAUUUUUGGAUGCUGUUCAUCAAAUACAAGUACAAUUUCCACUAUCGUUUGAAUUUAAUGAUUUUUAUCUGCGUUUCUUGGCAUAUCACAGUGUAUCAUGUCGUUUUCGAACGUUCUUAUUUGAUUGUGAGUUGGAAAAAUUCGAUUUGGGCAUUGCAAAAAUCGAAGAUAAGCGUGGUUCGCUGAAUUCAAAGCAUGUUGUUGUUGAAACUGGCACCGGAUCAGAUGACGACAUUUUUCCGGGCGGAAUUCGUUCGUCUGGUGUUGGAGCAGCAAAAAUUGGUUACUCUGUAUUUGAUUAUAUCGAUCGACAACAUGCAAAAUUUCCAAUUUUCUACAAUUUUAUGUACAGUGGUGAUCAAGAUCAUACAAUUUUACGGCCCCAAAGUUCGGUGGCAAUGCUUGAAUUGUGGCAGUAUUAUAUUGAUGAAGAAUUGGCACACGGUCCACCCUAUGACCUUGAAUUAGUUUGCAAUGAUAAUCACGAAGAUGAAGAAAUUGAUUUCCUCUCAUCGUCUGGCAUGCGAACCGGUGGUAAUAGUUCAAAUCAUGGCAGUAGCAGUAAUACUCUAUCACAUUUAUCAUCGAAGACUCAACAGCAACGACGAAGGCGUGUCGUUGCCACUGGCUAUGACAGUUUGGCCAAGUGUGAUCCUGACAUCUUUUCCCGGCUUCUGGAAGAGCUUCGUCAAGCGGAAAGUGAACGUGGACUGCUGCCGCAAAAAUGGCGACAAAUUUGGGAUAAAUUGGAAGUGCCACAUAGUGAUUCGUUGACACGGAAUUCAUCAUUCAGCAGUGCAAUUGUUCGGUCACAUGGUCGUUUAUUGCAUAAGAGAUCAACGUUGGAGAUUUUAAUGCGAGGCCGAGGCGGAAUUCAUCAAGAAACAUACGCUCAUCCUCAUCGAUUUGAAAAGCAUUCAUACACAACACCAACACAUUGCACUCACUGUGAUGGCGUACUGUGGGGCCCAAUGUGGACUGGAUUACGAUGCAUGGAUUGCGGCAAUUCAUAUCAUGAUAAAUGUGCAGAUUCGGUGCCGAAAAAUUGUACGAAAUAUAAAGCGGUCGACAGUGGUCAACCGGCAAUGAUACGAUCUCAAGGCGAUAAUGGUAGCAUUGCAUCGAGUGCAAAUACAGGACAAACAUCGAAUCAACACUUAUUCAACGAAUUUGACAGCAAUGUACCCGAACAUCGAACACACGAAGGACAUUUAUAUAAACGAGGCGCUUUGCUGAAAGGGUGGAAACAGCGUUGGUUCGUUCUUGAUUCAAUGAAACAUCAACUACGAUACUACGACGCAAUGGAAGACUCCAACUGCAAAGGAUUCAUCGAUUUGGCUGAAGUUCAAUCGGUAGCGAGCGCAUCGCCCGUGCAAGUUGGUACGAAAAAAAUUGACGAACGAGCCUUUUUCGACUUGAAAACCAGUCGUCGAACGUAUAAUUUUUACGCACUCGAGGCGAGCAUGGCACAAGAAUGGAUUGAAAAGAUUCAAGCUUGUCUACAAUAGACAUACCUCUGCUGCUCAACAUUCAAAUGUAGUUUGAAUAAAAAUAAAAAUAACAACAAUAAAUCGAAAUGAGUAUCAAAUUGUUUCGAACAAAGUCAUAGAUAGUCAUUCAAUAAAAAACAACAAUCAACCAUAAUAUUUCCA
Messenger RNA from Contarinia nasturtii (swede midge), 7367 nucleotides. It is a transcript of the gene Sbf, whose product is annotated as myotubularin-related protein 5. The transcript has 18 exons. NCBI's taxonomy places the organism in Eukaryota, Metazoa, Arthropoda, Insecta, Diptera, Cecidomyiidae. The record is from RefSeq and is a predicted model, not a curated record. Bases 972 to 7223 code for a protein of 2083 amino acids.